AUGGCGUGUGACGCCUGUCGCGUUCGCAAGAUCAAAUGCGAAUCCAAGGCGCCCCUGUGCGGGAAUUGCCAGCUUUAUGGGACCGCAUGCAAGUACAAGGCACCCCGACGAAGAGGAGGGCCAAAGCCUAUCGCCCAGAAGUCCUCCAAAGUUCCUCCUUCUGGCAAUGACACCCUCGCGACAUCACUAGCAGCACACGAGCCGAGCUUCAAUGAUGCGAUCACAAUCUAUGCACCACCUCAUGGCCAUGGCACGCCAGAAAGCGAGGCUAGACAUUCUAACGAUGUCAUAUCGUCUCACUCACCAGAAUCAGUACAUGCUCGCUCCAUAACAACACCAGGACUAACAGCCAGCUUCAUCGGAGCUGGCCAACACGCUUGCACGCCUCGCCAAUCCACCCUUGGCGUUCAGUCGGUAGCUCUUCAAACCCAUAGAAACUUCUCAACAGCCAUCUGCAAAUUCGGACAACCCCAGGACCUUGCCAGCAAAUGGAUCGACAAGUUUGUCAUGUACAGGUUUCCCUUUUGUCCCGCAGUCCAUAUCAAGAGUCUGUACAGUGCCAUCCCUCUUUUGACUCCAUCACAGCAGCAUCCCGUUUCACCAUCCACGACAUCGGUAAAAGGCGGAGAAGAUGAUGGUGGAUUCACUCUCGAAGAGAUGAGAUCGUACACUUUACUCACUGCUCUCUGCGCCGUAAUGUGCACCCUGGCGGAACCACAUCCAGUCACCCCUUAUGACGCUUCUGACCUCGCAAAGAGCUUUCUCUCGGCAUCAAGAAACAUGCUCUCCUGCUAUGAAGACUUUGAUAUAGAGCAUCCAAACUCGAGCUCUCUUCUCCUCCGGUAUUUCCAGUCAAACACUCUUCACUUCUUUGGGAAGAUCCGCGCUGCCAUGCAUCUACUUCGUUCCGCCUGGUUUCUGGCCAUCACCCUUCGACUAUAUGACGAGACGUCUCUAACCGGGGUCGACGACAUAGAGGCACAGCGAUUACGGCGCAUGUUUUGGUCCCAUUACCCUGGCCAUCGAGGGCCCGUCGCACGCAGGCUACUCCACGGAGAAUCUUCCUUUCAAUUCGAAGAGAAGACGAUGACCGCUUUUCACAUGUCGACCCAACUCUGGAGAUCAGGCACGGACAUCCUCCUUGACAUGAAGAUAAUCGCCCACGCGCGUGCGCGAGCACCACAGAGCGAAGCCGGGACGCCGGUGACGCGCGCCAACGCCAUCAUGCACGCCUAUCUCACCUUCUGUGCGCUUCUUGACGACUUGCCGCCAUGGCUGGCGAAUCCUGACUCCUACUCCGCGCCUGAUGAAGCUGUUGCGCUGCAGUACCGUCGCUCCUUUUGGGCCCAGAAGACGAACCUUAUAGUCACAUACCACUGCUUUCGGCUCGCCAUUAUUCGACAAGCAGAGAAACACGGCUUGUGUCAUCUGUUUGGUUUGACAAAUGACGGCUCCAUGCUCGCCAUGCGCAGGUUGAAAAUCAGCAAUGACAUGCUGUUAGCAGUCAAGUCGGUCCCAUUCGAAAGCUUGCAGGCCAACGGUGAACCAGGCGCAGAGAAGCUGCGCCAGGCCGGUGUGGAGUUGUUUGGCAUUGCCCACCAGACGGAUGAUCAGGUCUUAGCUGCUCGUGCCAAUGCACUUUUCUCGCAGUUGCUUGAUGUCAUCACUUCGUUAAACUCCAAGGUUUCAGAAGAAUUGGCUGGGAUCUUAGCUUUAUGA
Messenger RNA from Verticillium dahliae VdLs.17, 1719 nucleotides. RefSeq lists its product as uncharacterized. The transcript is spliced from 3 exons. The record is from RefSeq and is a predicted model, not a curated record. Bases 1 to 1719 code for a protein of 572 amino acids. Lineage: Eukaryota; Fungi; Ascomycota; Sordariomycetes; Glomerellales; Plectosphaerellaceae. Gene Ontology annotation, molecular function: zinc ion binding; DNA-binding transcription factor activity, RNA polymerase II-specific. Gene Ontology annotation, biological process: regulation of DNA-templated transcription.